AGAAACUAAAAUCAACAAACCGAGCUGUCUAAACAUCGUAUUCUCAUUCCCCAAGACCGCAGCCGCCAGCCCUGCUCCUAGCACAGCCGAGACGCACCAGCCUCAGGACUAUCGGCGCCAACAGCAGCAGCUCCAAGCCUCAUCGGUUGGGUAUCAUCAGCGACGACGCAGCCCCUUGAGUACCACCAGCAAGUCGAUCCUCAGGUCUCUCCAUCUCCUUCAUUGCCUCAGAAAGCACACGCAGCCCCUAACGUCCAUUGCACGUCGAUUCCCAGGUUCGGGUAGCGAAAGCAAGUUCUAAACGAGUUCGGAUAGAUCUGGAUAUUCCAUUUAUAAAUGGUUUGGAUUUUGGGUACCCUCAAUUUCGCGGUGCCCUACCCGUUUACCUUCCUUCGACACUUUCGCCGGUGAGCUAAGCUUGAGCUAAAUUGCGAAGAAGAAGAAGUUUGUUAUAUAUGCAUUUCGUUUUAUUUGGCAAAGUCUCGCAAAAGGAACAAUAAACGAAAGGGGGGAGAUGGGUAGAUUAGCAGUUGCACUGAUAGUGAGCUUGUGGUUGAUUCCUACAUCAAUUCUUGUCAAUCAAACUGUGCCUGAGCCUUACAUGGAUGAGAUAUUCCACAUACCUCAGGCUCAACAAUACUGUAAGGGUAAUUUAUGGAGUUGGGACCCCAUGAUUACUACGCCCCCUGGAUUGUACUAUCUUUCACUUUCCCAUGUUGCUUGUUUGCUUCCAGGCAUGUUUCUUGUGCAAAAGGUGUCAUCAUUUGCAGAAUUGUGUUCUACUGCAAGGCUGCGCUCUCUAAAUGGUGUUUUGGCUAUAUUAUGCAGCAUCAUCAUAUAUGAGAUAAUUACCCACUUGAGACCGACUCUUUCUAAAAGAAAAGCAGUAUCUUUUGCUGUGAUCCUAGCCCUGUAUCCGCUCCAUUGGUUCUUCUCUUUUCUUUACUAUACUGAUGUUGCAUCACUUACUGCAGUUCUUGCUAUGUAUCUCACAUGCUUGAAGAAGAAAUACUACUUCAGUGCAUUGCUUGGGGCCUUUGCAGUUUUCAUUCGACAAACAAAUAUUAUAUGGAUGCUUUUUGUUGCAUGCACUGGGAUAAUAGAUACUACUAUGACCCAUCCAAGAAAAAAAGUGAAAGUAGAUGAGUUAAAUGAAUCAGUGAAAGAAACUGGCCGAUUAAUUCAUAACGAUUCUAUCUCAGCAAGCUCAAAUAUGAGAAGACGAAAGCCCAAUAGUGGUGUCAAUGCCAGCAAAUAUUCAACAAUCACUGCAACUGGCUCCUUAGCAACCCAAUCUUCAGGUUUUCUUGAUGAGAUUCGGGAAAUCUGUUUGACAUCAUGGCCUAUGAAGUGGAAACUUUUCAUAUCCUUUAGCCCCUUCUUUAUGGUAUUGGUGGCCUUUGUUGCUUUUGUCCGUUGGAAUGGGAGUGUAGUUCUUGGUGCAAAAGAAGCUCAUGUAGUUUCUCCUCAUUUUGCACAGUUAAUGUAUUUUAGUCUGGUUUCUGCUCUGGCAACAGCUCCAGUGCAUUUCUCUUUAAGUAAUGUUGCAAAUCUGUUCGAGUCAUUCUGGAAAAGCAGGCUCAGCUUCUUUCAAUGGCUACUGGCUCUUACUGCUGGCUUCCUCUCUGUUCAUUUUUUCAGCUACUGUUACAGCAUUGCCCAUCCCUAUCUCGUUGCUGAUAAUCGGCAUUAUACCUUCUAUCUCUGGCGGAAAGUCAUCAAAGCACAUUGGUUGAUGAAGUACCUUUUGGUUCCAUUUUAUGUUUAUUCCUGGUCAUCCAUCUUCAAUAUUUUGGGGAAAGUUCGACAGAAAGUGUGGGUUUUGGCAUAUUUCUUGGCUACAGCAGCUGUCCUAGUUCCUGCUCCAUUAAUUGAGUUCAGAUACUAUACCAUACCAUUCUAUUUGUUUAUACUUCAUUCCCAUGUCGAUGACAAUGAAAGCUGGAUAGCUAUGGGACUGAUGUAUUUGGUAAUCAAUGCCUUCACAAUGGUGAUGUUUUUAUUUAGACCAUUCCAUUGGAACCAUGAACCUGGGGUCCAGAGGUUUAUUUGGUAGAUGGGUACCUGGGAGAUGCUUCACGAUAUCUUGACAUUAUUAAAGUUUGAUCACUCGGCUCCCUGCCUUUGAUGGAUGUAUUUUAGCUUCCAAACCAAUAGAAACAAAAUUACUUGUAAUUACUAAUUAUGCCGUUGAUCUCAUGAUAAGAACUCGUUGUUCCUUUUUAACUUGCUUGGAAUGAGAAAAAUUAACUUCUUGAGACUAA
This is a messenger RNA of Manihot esculenta (cassava), 2264 nucleotides long. RefSeq names its product dol-P-Glc:Glc(2)Man(9)GlcNAc(2)-PP-Dol alpha-1,2-glucosyltransferase. Gene Ontology annotation, molecular function: dolichyl pyrophosphate Glc2Man9GlcNAc2 alpha-1,2-glucosyltransferase activity. The transcript is spliced from 10 exons. Bases 515 to 2056 code for a protein of 513 amino acids. The record is from RefSeq and is a predicted model, not a curated record. Gene Ontology annotation, cellular component: endoplasmic reticulum. NCBI's taxonomy places the organism in Eukaryota, Viridiplantae, Streptophyta, Magnoliopsida, Malpighiales, Euphorbiaceae. Gene Ontology annotation, biological process: protein N-linked glycosylation; dolichol-linked oligosaccharide biosynthetic process.